UCUUCUUUGCAAUUUCUCUACUAUUACUAUUACCAUCUCCUCCAUUGCCAUUAAUUUCUCUCUUCCAAAAAAUUCCCAAAUUUUCAAACCCAAUUAACAACGUUGUACAAUUCGAAUUAACAACGUUUUACUCUGUACUCUUGUUAUUGUUUUUUCUUACAAUCAAGUACUACUAAAUAUUAACUUGAUCAUCAAUAAUUGAAUUUAUGGAGAGUACUACCGAUUCAUCAACCGGUAAUCCGCCGCUGCAGCCGCCGCCGCCGCAGCCUCAGCUUCCGCCGGGCUUCCGCUUCCAUCCGACGGACGAAGAACUCGUCGUUCAUUACCUUAAGAAGAAAGCCGCGUCUGCUCCUCUUCCUGUUGAUAUUAUUGCUGAAGUUGAUCUUUAUAAGUUUGAUCCAUGGGAACUUCCUGCUAAGGCAACUUUUGGAGAACAAGAAUGGUAUUUUUUCAGUCCAAGGGAUCGGAAAUACCCUAAUGGAGCGAGGCCGAACCGAGCGGCGACGUCGGGUUACUGGAAGGCUACCGGAACCGACAAGCCGGUAUUGACCGCCGGCGGAAAUCAGAAAGUUGGGGUUAAAAAAGCUCUCGUCUUCUACGGCGGAAAACCACCGAAAGGAGUGAAGACUAAUUGGAUUAUGCAUGAAUAUAGGAUUACAGAAAAUAAAACCAAUAACAAGCCCCCUGGUUGUGAUAUUGCCAACAGAAAAGGAUCUUUGAGGUUAGAUGAUUGGGUUUUAUGUCGGAUUUACAAGAAAAAUAAUACACAAAGGCCAAUAGAUCAUCACGAGAGGGAUGAUAUGAAUGAUAUGAUGGGAUCAUCAAUACCAACAUGUAUAGCAACCUCAAUAUCUCCAUUUGAACAAAAUAUGUAUGAAGAAAUUAUUAAUAACAACACUAGCAAUAUGAUCAACAACAACGUUGGAUCCAUAUCGAGUAGUGUCCUCCCUCCAAAGCAGCCAUUGCCUGCAGGUUUGUACUGGAACGAAGAUCAUAACACGAGUUCUCCAUCUGCAAAAAGGUUCUUAGCAGAGAACUCAUUGGACGAUGAAUUAAACAUGAAUAUUACACGACCAGAUGAACAGAACAGUUUCUUGAGCCAACUUCCUCAAAAUCAAGUACUGGGAUCUCUUAGUGAUGGAGUCGUAUUUCGACAACCUUAUAAUCAAGUUACUGGCAUGAAUUGGUACUCGUAAAGAUGAACAAGAACAUUUGGAAGGUUGUCCUACGAAAUCAUCCAAUCAACCUUAUAUACCGAAUACCAUACUGAAAUAUAUGUUAAUGGAUCGAUCUCUUAUUGUUCGACUCAAGAAUUUUCACACUUUUGUAGCAGCAAAGCAGAUUAUGAUAAUCUACAGUUUUUUGGUUAGGUUGUAGAUGCUUGGUUUAAUUAACGUUCCAUACAUCUUUCGGUGAGUUUGUGAAUACAUAGAGAUGCUAAUUAAGAAUGAAAUGUUGUAAUCUUGCAUGUAUAGAAUUAGAACAUAUAUAGAAGUUUAAUUUACAUAAA
Messenger RNA from Nicotiana tabacum (common tobacco), 1510 nucleotides. RefSeq names its product NAC transcription factor 56-like. Gene Ontology annotation, molecular function: DNA binding. The record is from RefSeq and is a predicted model, not a curated record. Gene Ontology annotation, biological process: regulation of DNA-templated transcription; system development. NCBI's taxonomy places the organism in Eukaryota, Viridiplantae, Streptophyta, Magnoliopsida, Solanales, Solanaceae.